Scaptodrosophila lebanonensis is the source of this 3671-nucleotide messenger RNA. RefSeq names its product structural maintenance of chromosomes protein 6 (gene SMC6). Gene Ontology annotation, molecular function: single-stranded DNA binding; damaged DNA binding. The record is from RefSeq and is a predicted model, not a curated record. The transcript is spliced from 14 exons. Gene Ontology annotation, biological process: double-strand break repair via homologous recombination. Lineage: Eukaryota; Metazoa; Arthropoda; Insecta; Diptera; Drosophilidae. Bases 182 to 3487 code for a protein of 1101 amino acids. Gene Ontology annotation, cellular component: site of double-strand break; Smc5-Smc6 complex; nucleus.
UUUAGUGGUGGUUAGCAUUUCUUUAGAAUUAAAACAUAUUUAUCUUCGCAUACAUUUAUGCCUGAAUUUAAAAUACUCUCUACAUCGCUUGACUUUAUUAAAGUUUUAAAAGUAAAUGGAACAGAUUUAUUUACGGCAAGCACACUAACAACCCAUAUAAAACGGGAUCAACGGAGCCAUAAUGUCCCGCCGCCGAGUGAGAAAUUUGUCGAUUUCGUCUGAUUACGAACACAACAGUGCUCCAAAAAAGAAAAAAACAGCGCACACUCCUUUGGUAGAUGAUUUUGAAAUACAGAGCCAGUCAUCUUCAAAGUCGGGUGAACACUCCCAGCUAGAAUUCCCAAAUAAUCUAUCUUUAGAAGGUACUAUACCACGUUCGAUCAACUACAAAGACAUAUCGGAGCGUUGUGGAAAGGUUUCCUCUAUGCGCCUUCAGAACUUCAUGUGUCACGAGAAUUUGUUCAUUGAGUUUGGUCCCAAUAUAAAUUUUCUUGUGGGAAGCAACGGCAGCGGAAAAAGUGCGAUUCUAACGGCCCUUGUCCUUGGGUUAGGCAACUCAGCACGUGCCACUAAUCGUGCAAGCAGCAUACAAAAACUAAUAAAAAACGGAGAAACAAGUGCCACUAUUGAAGUGACUCUGUGCAACUCGGGACUUCGUCCGUUUAAAUCGGAUAUCUAUGGCCCACGCAUUUCAGUUGUGCGUCAAAUUCGACAAUCCUCUUCACAGUACCAGUUGAAAGACUCACGUGGCAAUACUGUGUCGAAGAAAUUGGAUGACAUACGUCGAAUGUUAGUCUUUUUCGGUAUACAGGUUGAUAACCCAAUAUUCGUCCUUAAUCAGGACACCGCGCGUCAGUUCCUAAAGGACCUGGAGCCAUCUUCGAAUUACGCAUUAGUGAUGAAGGGGACUCAGUUGGACCUUUGCAGUUCAAGCUUAAAUCAGAGCUACCAAAGACGAGUAAAAAUGGUCCAUGAAAUGGAACUUUUAAAAGAUAAAAAGGACCAGACGCAGAAACUAUGCAAUAUAGAAGAGGAUAAAUUGAAGAUGCUUCAGAACAAGGAGUCUAUUAUGACCCGCUUGGAGAAGGCUAAAGCGGAAUUAGCUUGGGCCGCAGUCAAGCAGUACGAAAGGGAACUUUCGGGCUACAUAGCAAAAAUUGAUGCCAUUGAACUAAAAAAAGCCGAGCUGAUCGAAUGCACUUCCAGAAAGGAUUGUCAGCAACAAGCGCUCUCUCAUCAACUGAGCAAAUUGGAUGAAAAAAAGGCACCGCUGUUUGUAUUAUAUAAAAAACAAGAAAAUGUUACUAACAGCGCCAAACUGCGGGUACAAGAAUGUAAUCAGAAACUGUUUGAUAUUAAUAUAUCCAUAAAAAAUGCGCAACGCCGAAUGGAGGAGGACCAAAAAAUCUUAGCCAGCUGUCAGAAACAUUUAGAGAACUACAACGUUGACUAUGCAAAACAUAAACGAUUGAAGGAGAGCCAUGCCGCUUUGCUUGGUACGCUUAACAAAAAAAUGAUUUCAAAUGAAGAAAUAAUUCGUCAAUUGCGAAAGGAACAACAGGAGCUUACAGCCAAAGCUUUGGAAAUACAAGAACAGUCUGAAAAUGCAAAGAAGGACUUAAGGAGGCUUGAACAAAGGGAUCAUCAUCUAAAAUUGGAAAUUAACUCGUUGAUAUCUAACAAAUCCAAUCAAAUGUCUGUAUAUGGUCACCAGGCGAUCGCUGCUCAAAAUCAUAUUCGUAGAGAAUUUAAUAGCGAGGGCAUGAAUAAUAUGCCACUUGGGCCGCUCGGCACAUAUAUAUCUGUACCAAAUCCAAAGUACCGCGAUUUGGUUGAAAAUGAAUUAUCAGGCGUCUUGCGCUCAUAUAUUGUGAAUUCAGAUGCUGAUCGUCGGAAGUUAAGCCAUAUAUUUCAGAAGGUAUACACUCAUGGCAAGAUUCCAUCUAUAAUCUUAAGCCCGUAUUCAGAUCGUGUGUACGACGUGUCUAACCAUAAGGUAAAGCCCAUACCAAACACUAGAUUACUUAUGGACGAAAUAAGGUGUGAAAACCCUAUAGUAAUGAACUAUUUAAUAGACGUAUGCAGAAUCGAAACUAUUUUAAUAACCGAAUCAAAAGAAAUCGCAGAAUACUUGACCUCAGAGCUCGAAAAUGUCCCACCAAAUUUGUCACGUGUCUUAGUGCCAAAUCUAUUACUUGAAUAUUCACCAGCGCCAAAUUAUGCUAUGUAUUCGUUAAAUUUAAAAUCGGCGUGCAUCCUUCAAGUAAACGUAGACGAGCGCAUAAAGGCGCUUGAAGGUGAUGCAGCAGAUUUGAAGAAUAACAUACUGAACUCACAGAGAAUAUAUAAAAGUACAAACGAACAAAUUACCAGCUUUAAUAGAGAAAUCGAAGCUAAAGCAUCACUUAUCAAUCAACGUUCAACGGAAAAUAAGGAAACCUUGCGUAAAAUAAUGGAAAUAGAGCAAUACGAAUACGAGGAGUUGCCUGAGCAAGAUCAUUUGCAAAGAACCAUGGAUAACAUAUCUAAUAAAAUUUGUGAAGGGAAAAAACAGAAUGAGCGUUUACAGGCCGAACUUGUCGACAUCAGCAAGGACAAAGCAUUAGCUGAAAAUGAAGAAGCGGAGCAACGUGCGAAAAUCAACCCAUUACAAGAAAACAUUGCGUCUGUCGAAAAAGAAUACACGGAAAUUGAGUGCAAAAUACGCAGUCUAGAUACACAUUAUGAUGCAAACUUUUGCAAACUUAACAAAACAAUUGAGUUGCUUGAAAAUUUUAUAAAGCAAAAGGGAAAUAUUGAAAGAGAGCUUCAGGAGGCGCGCAACAAAGCCCAGCAAAAAGGAGACUACAGUGAAACCGAGCAAUCAGAACAAGAAAUACGCGACAAAAUUAGUCGCUACGAAUCAAAAAUCAAACAAUACAAGAGCUUGAAUUUUACUAUCGAAGAGGUGGAGAAACAAUUGCACCAUUUAAAGAGUUCCUUAAGGCUACAAAUUGAAAAUUUGCGAAUUGCUUACCAAGCGGCAAAGAUAUUACGCAUGUGCUAUCAUCAGCGCGCUCAACGUUUCCAAAGAUCGCGACACCAUUACUUCACUAUGGUUGAAUUUCAGUUUCAACAAGCAUUAAAUCUGCGCGAAUUCAGCUCUGCAAUCCAUGUAAAUCACAAAUCACAUACAUUUCAAAUAGAUGUACAACCACCGAGCGGAAAUAAAACAUCGAAUUCCAAGACUUUGUCAGGAGGCGAGCGAUCGUUUACAACAGUUUCGCUCUUAAAGGGUCUAUGGAGCACAUCGGAUCAUCCGUUUUAUUUUUUGGACGAAUAUGACGUUUUUACGGAUGAAGUGAAUAGAACAUUUAUUACACAAAUUCUUAUUGAUGAAGGAAAUGCAUAUCAGAACCGACAAUUUUGUUUCCUAACUCCACAAGAUACGGAGGUUGCGGCUAGCCAUCUCAUCACGGUGCAUAAGCUGGAUCCCCCGGUUCGCUAAGUUACUAAAAGCUAGACCUCUGUUGCAGGACAACUACACAAUAUAAGCACAGGAAAGCCUAAUCAAUUCAUGUUAUAAAUUAGUUGUUACUUUUAAUUAAAAAUAUUUGUUAAAGUUUAAAAUCUAUUAUACCAUUUUCAAUAAAACUACCGAAACACCACCACUCACUGGUGAAACAACAAAA